Molecule: messenger RNA, 507 nt
Organism: Daldinia loculata
Lineage: Eukaryota; Fungi; Ascomycota; Sordariomycetes; Xylariales; Hypoxylaceae
Product: zinc-binding ribosomal protein
Exons: 4
Coding region: 100-405 (101 amino acids)
Biological process (GO): translation
Cellular component (GO): cytosolic large ribosomal subunit; ribosome
Molecular function (GO): structural constituent of ribosome
Source: RefSeq, a predicted model, not a curated record
CGCAAAAAUCGAUUUGACUAACUGGAGCUCUACGAAACAUUCCGCAACAUUCAACCACCGACAACUUUCGACAGCGCAACCCCCAUAACCGCCGUCAAAAUGACCCGUAAGACCUACUGCAAGGGCAAGGAUUGCCGCAAGCACACCCAACACAAGGUCACUCAGUACAAGGCUGGCAAGGCCUCUCUGUUCGCGCAAGGAAAGAGACGUUACGACCGAAAGCAGUCCGGUUACGGUGGUCAGACCAAGCCUGUGUUCCACAAGAAGGCUAAGACAACGAAGAAGGUCGUGCUAAGAUUGGAGUGCGUUGCCUGCAAGACUAAGCUACAACUGGCACUGAAGCGAUGCAAGCACUUCGAACUUGGUGGUGACAAGAAGACAAAGGGUGCCGCCCUGGUGUUCUAAACGCGUUUCCUACUCGAGUCAUUGUGCACGUUCUUCAUUCAUGGCAAUAGGGUGGUUCAUUACGGCCGGGCAUUCACUGGCGACGGGAGUCUUUGAUACUCG